AACAGCACAAAGAGUGCAAACGCAGCCGUUUCCACCUGAUCCUCCUCCUUCUCCUCGCUUAGCAUCUGUCCAGGCUCCAGCAGCCCGACCCCGGCGUGCCAGCAUGUCCGUGUCCGGCUCCCGCACACCAGAGGACGGACUGUAUGGCUCCUGGGUAGAGCUGGAAGAGGUAAGAGCCACUGUGAGCCAGAGAGAGAGUCUGACGGGGCAGGACACUGUAUCCUCCAGCCUGCAGGGGGAUCUGGAGAGAAUACUCAUGGAAGCACAGCUCGAGAGUGUAAAAAGCAGAGACAGUCCUCCACAGGUGGUAACCCCACAGUCCACAGGUUCACCAAGACCCACCAGUGAACACGAUAGUGACGGUGUGACUAUCCAGGAGGAAAGCGAGCGGCGAGGGGACACUGACUGGGUGUGGGAUUGGUCAAGCAGACCUGAAAAUAUGCCUCCAAAAGAGUUCAUGUUUCAGCACCCUAAGCAGCAGGGGUCCCUCGAUGUUAGGAAGAUAGACAUGAUGAAGAGAGGAAUAUUCUCCUCUGAUGUUCUCCUCAUUCUUAUUCCUUCACUUCUCGCUUCCCACCUGCUCACACUCGGAGUGGGGAUCUACAUAGGAAAGCGACUGGCAGCGUCUACAUCCAGCACGCUGUGACAUGGUCUUCCAGGCCUCCUCAUCACGUCGGCUCAGUAAGGUCGCAGUCGUCCCUCUCGGUUACAGUAACUUGCCUCCCUUUUCGUCAUCAAGGGACGGCCGUAGACCCCAGCCUGUCGGUAACUUUGUCUCUCCGUUGGUGUGUAUGUGCGUUUACCCAGUAGCACUCUGUGCUUAUCACCCCCAGUGACUCAGACUGAGGUCACUCUUACUCCCCCAGACAGUGUCACUGAUUUCAGCUGAAGAAAGUGCAAUUAGAGAUUGCGCAGAAAGGAGAAAAAAAAGAGCACCUUACCCAGCAGACAGUAAAUCCCUUUGCAAGAUGAGAAUGGAUGCAGUGAGAAAGAUAGUAUGUGACCAACUGUUUCAAAAGUCAUUUGUAAAAAAUAUUGUGUAUGCAGCAGAAAGGAUUUACAAACAGGAAAAGCUCUGAUCAUGCUUUAUAUUCUGAAGUCCAAUUUAAAUAUUUGACCUUUUAGCACUAAUAGUCAUGACCUCAUUAAACUCCUCCAACCCUCA
Messenger RNA from Thalassophryne amazonica, 1165 nucleotides. RefSeq lists its product as uncharacterized. Gene Ontology annotation, biological process: positive regulation of apoptotic process; mitochondrial outer membrane permeabilization. The record is from RefSeq and is a predicted model, not a curated record. Gene Ontology annotation, cellular component: nucleus; mitochondrial envelope; mitochondrial outer membrane. NCBI's taxonomy places the organism in Eukaryota, Metazoa, Chordata, Actinopteri, Batrachoidiformes, Batrachoididae. Bases 104 to 646 code for a protein of 180 amino acids. The transcript has 7 exons.